Molecule: messenger RNA, 636 nt
Organism: Dunckerocampus dactyliophorus (ringed pipefish)
Lineage: Eukaryota; Metazoa; Chordata; Actinopteri; Syngnathiformes; Syngnathidae
Gene: rpl23a
Product: ribosomal protein L23a
Exons: 5
Coding region: 39-590 (183 amino acids)
Biological process (GO): translation; ribosomal large subunit assembly
Cellular component (GO): ribosome; cytosolic large ribosomal subunit
Molecular function (GO): rRNA binding; structural constituent of ribosome
Source: RefSeq, a predicted model, not a curated record
UCGACGUCUCUGUUCAAGUUUGACGACGCCAUGUUACCAUGCAAGCAUCGCGAUACUUUCCCGUGAGCAGUUCGCCCAUGCGUUAUACGCCGGGAAACCCCGUCUCGCCUUCCUUUCCCAACAUGGCACCGAAGGCGAAGAAGGAAGCUGUCCCUGCAAAGACUGAGGCCAAAUCAAAGGCCCUGAAGGCCAAGAAAGCCGUGCUCAAAGGCGUCCACAGCCAGAAGAAGAAGAAGAUUAGGACUUCUCCUACCUUCCGUCGCCCCAAGACGCUUCACCUGCGAAGGCAGCCCAAGUACCCUCGCAAGAGUGCCCCUCGCAGGAACAAGCUGGAUCACUAUGCCAUCAUCAAGUACCCCCUGACGACAGAGUCGGCCAUGAAGAAAAUCGAGGACAAUAACACCCUGGUCUUCAUCGUGGACGUCAAGGCCAACAAACAUCAGAUCAAACACGCGGUCAGGAAGUUGUACGACAUCGACGUCUCCAAAGUCAACACCCUCAUCAGGCCAGAUGGUGAGAAGAAGGCGUACGUCCGUCUUGCACCAGAUUAUGAUGCGCUGGAUGUUGCAAACAAGAUUGGAAUCAUCUAAACUGCUGGGAGAGACGUGUGGGUGAAUAAAUAUUUGUAUAAACUCA